AUUUAUUUUCAGACUUGAAAACUUUUCUUAUUUGAAAUUUGCUGACAAUAAGCAUAAUAGUCAAUUGUGAGUCAGCAGUUUUAGACAAUAUCACUUGUGUGACAUCAUAGUUAAUCAUGGGUUUGUUGAAAUUAUUGCGGAAAUUAAAAUCGGAAUCGAACAAAGAACUUCGUAUUCUGUUGUUAGGCCUCGACAAUGCUGGAAAAACAACGAUCUUAAAGAAACUCGCAUCGGAAGAUAUAAACCAUAUUACCCCAACACAGGGGUUUAAUAUUAAGAGCGUUCAAAGCCAGGGCUUCAAGUUAAAUGUGUGGGACAUUGGAGGUCAACGAAGGAUUCGACCUUACUGGAGAAACUACUUUGAAAACACCGAUGUUUUGAUUUAUGUUGUUGAUAGCACGGAUAAGAAACGAUUGGAAGAAACUGGAGUUGAAUUAGAAGAAUUAGUAACUGAUGAAAAGUUGAGCGGCGUUCCAUUGUUGGUGUUUGCAAACAAACAAGAUUUAUUACAAGCAGCCCCAGCAUCGGAUAUUGCUGAUGGUUUAAGUCUCCAUACCUUGAGUGGGAGAACGUACCAGAUACAAGCUUGUUCCGCACUUAAAGGGGAAGGCAUACAGGACGGGCUUGAAUGGGUGAUGAAGACGGUUUCAAAGAAGAAGAAAUGAUCAACAUAUUUUUUGCUCGAAUAUUUUUGUAAUAUUUUAUACUGAAGGGUCGUAUAAUAAUUAUGUCGUAUAUAUAACAGCAAUUGAUCUUUUUCUGCCAAACAACUUAAAUUAAACAUAUACUCACUGUGCAAAAUGGUACAGUAACACUAUACACUCCAGUUUUGUUGUUUUUGUUACUUUGUGGACAGAACAUGAUGUAGUACAGUUUAUUAAAACACACCUAAUGAUAUAAAUUGCAAUCAAAGUACUUGGAUAUAAAAUGUGUAAAAUAAAUGCCCACGCACCACGCAAAGUGCUACGGAAAUAAAACAUAUUCUGCAAAAAAA
This is a messenger RNA of Ciona intestinalis (vase tunicate), 994 nucleotides long. The record is from RefSeq and is a predicted model, not a curated record. Lineage: Eukaryota; Metazoa; Chordata; Ascidiacea; Phlebobranchia; Cionidae.